AUUGCUGCUUUUCCUUAGCUUUUGCUUCCAUUUCUCUGCACCCAACGACCCAGGUGUCAGAAUCGAAGGUGGCCGAAAAGCUAGCAGCUGAGAGGGUUUCAGUUUUUAUUGCGAUUUAGUGAAUUAAGAUGUUCGAUCCAGAUAUGUUCGAGCAGCAGCACCAUCAUAUGCUGGACAUGGCCUUCAACACCUCCGAAAACGAGCUGGAAAAUGUUAGAGACGACGAGUUCGAGACCAAAUCGGGAGCUGAAAUCCUAAACGCCGACCACCGCUCCAAGAAGAAGCGUUACAAUCGCCAUACGCAGCACCAAAUUCAAGAAAUGGAAGCGUUUUUUAAGGAGUGUCCUCACCCAGAUGACAAGCAGAGAAUGGAACUGAGCCGUGAGCUGGGGUUGGAGCCGUUGCAAGUCAAGUUUUGGUUUCAGAACAAGCGCACCCAGAUGAAGGCUCAACAUGAAAGACACGAGAACGCGAUUUUAAAAGCUGAGAAUGAGAAGCUUCGUGGUGAGAAUAUUCGGUACAGGGAAGCGCUGGCGCAUUCCACGUGCCCAAACUGCGGAAGCUCCACGGCGGCGCUGGGCGAAAUGUCGUUCGACGACCAACAUCUCCGCAUUGAAAACUCGCGUUUGCGAGAAGAGAUCGACAGAAUGAGCGGAUAUGGGCCAAAAUGCGUGGCGAAGCCUCUAGCUUCUUCGUACUACCACCUGCCGUCGAAUACUCCGGCGCGAUCGCUUGACCUCGGAAUCGCAAAUUUCGGGCAACAGACGGGCUUCGUCGGGGAAAUGUACGGCGCCGCCGAUUUUCUGCUGUCGGUUUCGAGACCUUCGGAAGCCGACAAGCCCGUAAUCGUUGAGCUCGCCGUUUCCGCCAUGGAGGAAUUGACCAGAAUGGCCCAGGCUGGCGAACCCUUGUGGGUCCCAGGUGAUAACAAGUCCACUGAGCUGCUGCUGAACGAGGCCGAGUAUUUGUCCACUUUCCGAGGCGGAAUCGGCCCAAAACCAUUGGGCUUCAGAACCGAAGCCUCACGAGUUUCCGCUAUCGUCUUCAUGAACCAUCUCAAGCUUGUCGAUAUUUUCAUGGACGCCACGCAAUGGUCGACUGUGUUCUGUAGCAUCGUUUCAAGAGCAUCCAAUGUGGAACUUCUUUCUGCUGGCCUCCCCGGAAACUGCAACGGGGCCUUGCACGUGAUGAGCGCUGAAUUCCAAGUCCCGUCCCCGCUGGUUCCGACCCGUGAAAAUUACUUCGUAAGAUACUGCAAACAGCUGAACGAUGCCACGUGGGCUGUGGCUGAUGUUUCCUUGGACAGUUUGCGCCCUUCUCCCAUCCCAAAGAGUCGGAGGAGACCCUCUGGUUGUUUAAUUCAAGAACUGCCCAACGGCUACUCAAAGAUUACUUGGGUGGAACACGUGGAGGUGGAUGAAACUGGCGUGCCCACCAUGUACAGGCCAUUGGUCAGUUCAGGGCUCGCUUAUGGUGCUAAACGCUGGGUCGCCACCUUAGACAGGCAAUGUGAGCGUCUCGCUACUUCAAUGGCCACCACCAUAGCCACCGCCGAUUUACGCGGUACUCUUUAA
This is a messenger RNA of Momordica charantia (bitter melon), 1574 nucleotides long. Lineage: Eukaryota; Viridiplantae; Streptophyta; Magnoliopsida; Cucurbitales; Cucurbitaceae. The record is from RefSeq and is a predicted model, not a curated record.